Messenger RNA from Monascus purpureus, 2902 nucleotides. The record is from the annotation of a GenBank genome assembly. Lineage: Eukaryota; Fungi; Ascomycota; Eurotiomycetes; Eurotiales; Aspergillaceae.
CACCUCAGUGCAAGACGGUGAGCUGCAUUGAGCCAGGAGUCCCUGGAAAGUCGCACGAGAAGUACUAGUGUUGCAUAUUGUUCUCUUCAAAUAUCCACUUCGCAAACUUUGCUGCCUGGCUUCUUUCAUGAGCUAUAUAGCCAGUAACGUGUCCUCGAGCUUACUAUCGCGCUGAGAUUCCCAAGAUGGCAAACACAAACCAUAUGCACAAUCUAACCACGCUUAUCAAGCGGUUGGAGGCCGCUACCUCACGUUUGGAGGAUAUGGCUAUGACUUUUGAAGAUGCCAGUUCCUCAAAUCGUGGUGGUACUGCUGCUGUACCUACUCCGACGAUACCUGCUCCUGAGCCGCCCAAACCCGAAACUCCCCUGGCGCCUGCGGUCCCUUCAGUGCCUCCGCAAAUAGAGGAUUUCGAUGCAUUGAUCAAGGGGGAAGUACAGAACUUUGUGGAUCUAGGUGGGAAGAUUGGUGGCCUGGUUACAGAUCAGUCUAAGGCAGUCCUACAAGCGUUCGAAGCCGAACGGGUCUACCUCUAUGUCUCAACCAAGGCGAAGAAGCCGCAAACCCUUCCCCCCGAACUUAUGGUCGAUCUGCAUAAGGCUUCCGAUACCAUCAACAACCUCCGGGAAUCUAACAGGCCGUCUCCGCUCUUCAACCAUCUGAGCGCUGUCGCGGAGGGCAUUGUCGCUUUGGGUUGGUUUUUCGAGACUAAGCCAGCCGACUUUGUGUCCGAGAUUCUGGCUGGUGUUGAAUACUACGGCAACAAGGUUCUGAAAGAAUACAAAGACAAAGAUCGUACGCAUGUUGAAUACAUACAAGCUUACUACCAGAUCUUCAAGUCUCUUGCCACAUACCUAAGGAAACACUACCCGAAGGGUUUGACCUGGAAUGACCCAAGUGGCAUUGAUGCCCUGGAAGCCCUAGGGCAAGUCAAGACGGGCUCUACACCUAGCUCUGCCAAAGGGGUGCCGCCGCCACCUCCCCCUCCUCCCCCGGUGCCAACUCUCAAUGUUUCUGGAGGAGGAGCGCCUCCGCCGCCGCCGCCUCCACCACCUCCAGGUGUUAUCCCAGCGCCAGCUGCGACUGCGACUGCCCCAGAUAUGUCUGCGGUCUUUGAGCAGUUAAACCAGGGGGAUGCGAUCACCGCUGGACUCCGAAAGGUUGACAAGUCUCAAAUGACACACAAGAAUCCCAGUCUCCGUGCAGGUUCUACCGUACCAGAUGAGCAUGUCAAGUCUCGCGGUAAAUCGCCGGCCCCAAGCAAGAAGCCAAAGCCAGAGAGUAUGCGAGGCCGCAAGCCGCCACGCAAGGACCUCGAAGGCAACAAGUGGCUUGUUGAAAACUUCGACAAUCCGGGAGAGAUUGUCGAAAUCUCCGCUCAACAGAACCAGUCGAUUCUCAUCAGCCGAUGUAACAAGACCGUUAUCAAAGUCUCAAACAAAGCUAAUGCUAUCUCAAUCGACAACUGUGCGGGACUUUCUAUCAUCGUUGACUCACUCGUCAGCAGCCUGGAAGUUAUCAAGUGCCCCAAGUUUGCCCUUCAGAUCGACGGUGUAGUCCCAACUGUUCUCCUUGAUCAAGUUGACGGUGCCACGAUUUACCUGGGCCUGGAAAGCUUGGGCACAGAGGUUUUCUCAAGUAAGUGCACAAGCGUUAACCUCAUGCUCCCUCCCAAAGAGGGCACGGACGAAGAUACCAAGGAGUGCCCCAUACCGGAACAGAUCAAGAGCUAUGUCAAGGAUGGUAGCGUUGUGACGGAGAUCGUGGAGCACCUCGGAUAAUUUAGCAUUGGUUGGUAUUUUGUGUGGGUUUACUGUCGGUGAAUCUCCUGUUUUUAUCCUGUAAAAUGAGCAUCUGUGAAUUCCCUUUUGUGGUUAGUCUUGCCGUCUCCAGCAUGGUCGCCCGAUACGCCGUCUGGUAAUCACCGCCCGUGUUGGCCUGCGGACCCAUCUCCGGACUUCUUUUCAUGCUUAGCUUGCAGAGUAUUGCUCCUGUGUAUCACCUUGCAACUUCUUUUCUUGGAUCCCCAUAAUUUUUUAACUCUCCAUAAUAUUUUUCAAAGCCCCACUGCUUUUGAACAGUCAUCCUUUUGUUCAGUCUAUCGGUCCGUUGUGGGAUUCUGUUCUGGUCCUCAGGUUAUCAAAAAGAUGCAUCCCGACUUUGACUUUGAAAGGACUUUUUUGUCAUAUGUCUUUUAACCAUUUGAUAUUUGGAGACCCUCUACAUUACUUUUGCCGAUGACAAUCUGACAGACUGUUCGUGAAGGACCUCAAGUUAUGGAGGAGCUACUGUAUGAACGACGAUCCUACAUUUACCUGAGAAAUUUUCAAUUAAUUAUUAUAUUACUGCCCAUAUUACUCAUUUAUGCACACGCGUGCAAUUCCUCUUGCAAUUCCUCUUACCUUCAUUAUUAGACGAUAUAAAGUCGUUUUCGCCUGUGCAAUUCUCCUCUACACAGAUGCUUCCCACAUGACUCCGCCCGCCUUUUCAUCGGUCGGUAAUUCAGUUGCGAGCAGUGAAAGUCAAUGAUCAGGGCCCGUCCCAGCUCAGCAUUCCACAGAAUAUUGGCCAGUCGGAGGUCCCCGUGCAAGACUCCUAGGGAAAGGAUCUCCUUCUCAGACCUCGCAAUCUCACGUGUCCUCUUAUCACGCUCAAUCUGAGGUAUAGGCUCACCCCCCAGGCCAUGAUAAGCAUGUGGCGGAUCUCGCCAGCUCCAUGUACGAAGUAGGGUUUGGCCAAAUCGAUUGGCCCCAGGAAAACAGGAACAGCAGAUCCCUGUGCUUGGUCAAGUACACGGUAUACGACUUCCUCACGUUUGACCUCCUCCCACCGUCGGGAAGUCGUUCCUUUACCGACCAUAGUAUAUCCAUAUGCCGUACAAGUGACUUUAAAUGGGACUCCC